CGGCCGAUCUGAGCCGGCGAGGAGGAGGAGAACCACGGGAUGGCCUCCGCGCCGGCGCCCGGGGGAGCGUUCGACCGCUACGUCCAGCGCGGCGGCGGCGCGCCGCCGGCGGCCGCCGCCGCGGCAAGCGGCAACACGGUUUUCAAGAGUGGACAUCUCUUCAUAUCAUCCAAAGGACUUGGAUGGAAAUCAUGGAAAAAACGCUGGUUCAUCCUCACACGAACAUCAUUAGUUUUUUUCAAGAGUGAUCCUAAUACCUUGCCCCAGAGAAGUGGUGAAGUGAAUGUUACUCUGGGUGGGAUUGAUUUAAACAAUUCUGGCAGUGUGGUAGUCAGAGAAGACAAAAAAUUGCUGACUGUCCUUUUCCCAGAUGGCCGUGACGGUCGUGCUUUCACCCUUAAGGCAGAAACUUCUGAAGAUUUAUUUGAGUGGAAAACAGCAUUAGAAGAAGCUCUUGCACAGGCUCCAAAUGCAGCUCUUGUGAUGGGGCAUAAUGGGAUAUUUCGCAAUGACACUGCUGAUACAUACGAAGGAGCUACUCCAAAUUGGAGAGAGAAGAGGCCAAUCAAGUCAUUAGUUGUUGGCAGGCCAAUACUGCUUGCACUGGAAGAUAUUGAUGGCAGCCCUUCUUUUCUAGAGAAAGCUCUGCGCUAUCUUGAGAAACAUGGUAUAAAAGUGGAAGGAGUUUUGCGUCAGGCUGCAGAUGUGGAGGAGGUUGAUAAGAGGUUACAAGAAUAUGAACAAGGAAGAACAGAGUUUGCACCAGGUGAGGAUGCACAUAUUGUCGGUGACUGUGUGAAGCAUGUUCUUCGAGAGCUACCAUCCUCGCCAGUACCUGCUUCGUGCUGUACAGCAUUAUUGGAAGCUUUUCGGCUGGAGACUAAGGAGGCCCGGGUAAAUGCUAUGCGUUCAGCUAUAUCUGAGACAUUUCCUGAGCCUAAUAGGCGCCUGUUACAGAGAAUUUUGAAAAUGAUGUACACUGUUGCUUCUCAUACCGCUGAGAAUCGGAUGACAGCAUCAGCAGUUGCUGCCUGUAUGGCCCCUCUCUUGUUGCGUCCACUUUUAGCUGGAGAAUGCGAGAUGGAUGAGGUAUUUGAUAUGGAUGGUGAUGAUUCUGCUCAGCUGCUUGCUGCUGCAAAUGCUGCAAAUAGCGCUCAAGGCAUUGUUGCAACUCUUUUGGAGGAAUAUGAGAGUAUAUUUGAUGAUGAACGGCUUGUUGGAUCUUCCCCAUCACCUGAGUCUCAGAUUGAAGAUAGUGGCAGUGAAGCAUCAACUGAUGAUGUAAAUAUGGAUGCCAAAGGUAAUGGAUUUCAUGAUGCAGAGAAUGAUGUAGAUCAAGAAAUGGACGAUGACAAUGGUGCAGAGCGUAUACUUAGUGGAAAGUUGAGUGAGAGCAGUGGAUAUGCUGGGAGUGACCUCUAUGAUUACAAGGUUCAUGCCGAUUCUGAUGCUGAGCACUCUGUUGAUGAUAAGGCAUUGGACGAAAAGACAGAUUUCAGCGAAGGUCCAAAAAUUCAUUCAUCUGAAAAUGGUUCAGCAAAUAUGGAAAUAUCACCGAGUGAGAAGAAUCCUUCUAACCCAGCAUCCGGUCAUGAAACUCCAUUGUCUAUGGGAGAGAUCCUUUCUUCUUUGGAUCCUGGAAUUUCUCUACCUAGUCACGGUUCUGAAUAUUCUGCAGACAGACACUCAAACAAAACAAAUGGGUCUCACUCACAUGUGAAGCGCAGUAACUUCUGGGGGCGGAAUAAUGCAAGAAAGAGCCAUCAUCCAGAAUCAGUUGACUCAUCUGGUGAAGAAGAGCUUGCGAUUCAAAGGCUUGAAAUUGCUAAGAGUGAUUUGCAGAACAGAAUUGCGAAAGAGGCUCGAGGUAAUGCAAUUUUACAGGCGAGUUUGGAAAGAAGAAAGCAAGCACUACAUGAACGUCGUUUGGCCCUGGAACAGGAUGUGUCCAGGUUGCAAGAGCAGCUACAAGCUGAGAGAGAUCUUAGAUCUGCAUUGGAGGUUGGGUUGAGCAUGUCUUCUGGACAGUUUUCAAGUCCACGUGCUAUGGACUCAAAGACAAGGGCUGAGCUUGAGGAGAUUGCUCUUGCUGAAGCUGAUGUUGCAAGGUUAAAGCAGAAGGUUGCUGAACUUCACCUCCAGCUAAAUCAACAACGCCAACACCAAUAUGGCCCAUCUCUAGAUGGAAAUGAUCGUUAUCACCGUAUUCCUGGCAAUUUUUCACAGCAAAACUUUGUUCAACCAGGAUUUGACAUGAAGCUUGCCUUCUGUAAUCAAGAGAAGCAGAGAAAUGAGGAAAGCUCUGUGGAUGCAUCACAAUGGAGGAACAUCAAGCAGCACGUGCUACCUUAUGGUUCUUCUAGGCCACUGACCCGCAAGCUUUCUUUGGAUGCGUCUUCAAGUGAUUCAAGAGGCAUAGAGGCAUCAACAAGCAUGUCAUCAGAGAGCACUUCUGUGGAAAUCAACAUCCCAAAGUUAGCUGAGGGUGUUGAAUAUGGGAGGCAGCCAAUGGUGGCAUCCUCCGCUUUGGUAGAACUAACAACUAGGCUAGAUUUCUUCAAAGAGCGGAGGUCGCAACUGAUGGAACAACUCCAUAGUCUUGAUUUAGGACAUGGUUCUGCUUCGCAGAGUUUUCCAUACAAGCCACCUUCCCCUUGGACCAGUCCAAGGUAGGAUAUGUCCAUUGUAUAUCCUUGGUAGAUAUUCUUCCGUCUUCAUCAUUUGUAGAAGCUGGUGGUGGUAAUGUAAAUUAAUUUUCCUUUUUCAUCUUUUGUUAUAUGGGUUUAUUGUUUUGUUGUUGCAUGAGGUAGCUAUUUUGCCAGUGUGAUGUUGUAGCUGCCUGUAUGUAUGUGUCAACGGGCGCACCUAAACAAGUUCUCCAAAGAUGCGGUGGUAUAUAUGUUUUUUUAUGUGUUGCUCAUAGGGGAUGAACUGGUUUGCUUCUUGUAAUUUAUAUGGCCGUGUUACUCGUACCUAUUGCGGAAGGAAAGGGUACAGG
Molecule: messenger RNA, 2998 nt
Organism: Lolium rigidum
Lineage: Eukaryota; Viridiplantae; Streptophyta; Magnoliopsida; Poales; Poaceae
Product: rho GTPase-activating protein 7-like
Exons: 22
Coding region: 40-2673 (877 amino acids)
Biological process (GO): signal transduction
Source: RefSeq, a predicted model, not a curated record